Penicillium nucicola is the source of this 1752-nucleotide messenger RNA. Its product is annotated as Leucine Rich Repeat domain protein. NCBI's taxonomy places the organism in Eukaryota, Fungi, Ascomycota, Eurotiomycetes, Eurotiales, Aspergillaceae. Gene Ontology annotation, molecular function: Hsp90 protein binding. Bases 1 to 1752 code for a protein of 583 amino acids. The record is from RefSeq and is a predicted model, not a curated record. The transcript is spliced from 6 exons.
AUGACCGCAGAAGCCCCCAAAGGGCAAAGGGUUGACGCAAAUAAAAUCGACCAGGAGAAGGUUAAGUCUCUGAAAUGUGCCGGCCAGAAGGCAUUCAAAGCCGGUGAAUUUGAAAGCGCCGUCAACUCCUUCACACAGGCAUUGGCCGAGAAAAAGGAUGACAUUGCAUUGCUGGAUAAUCGCUGUGCCGCCUAUGGGAAGCUGAAACAGUACAGCCUGGCUCGCAACGAUGCUAGAGUCAUGGUGAAACUGGCACCGACUGAUGAACGUGGUUAUCUUCGUCUGGGCCAGAGCUUAUGGCUAGAGGGUAACCUCGUGAAGGCGGUUGCUAUUUACGAAUAUGCCCUGACGAAGCUCGCGGAGGAUAAUCGAGGCCUCAAGGCUAUCAACCAUAUGCUUAAGAAAGCGCAAGACCAACUUGCUGGAGGAAACCGACGCGACCCAUUCACGGUGUUGCCAUUAGAGCUUGCAGAAGACAUUCUCAAGAGCCUCACUUUCAAGGAAAUUGUAGGAAUUUUACGCGUCUGCAAAGGAUGGAACCAAUUUCUGAGGGGAAUCCCGAGCCUCUGGAUGGAUGUCAACCUAACAGGUGCACAAAAACGCGUCCCUUGGACGUCAAUUAGAAACUAUAUCCACCAAUCCAGGGUGGCGCUCACUCAUGCGAACAUUCAAAAUAUUGUGCCGGCCGCUACUCCAAAAGUUCUCGACAUGUUGAGCAGAUGCCCUCACUUGGCACAUCUACAAUUGCAUGCUUCUCAUGAGAAUCCAUCGGAAUUCUACGCCAAAAUAAGAAAUUUUAAACGCUUGAAGACCCUUGUCUGUGAUAUUAGACUCUCUCACACAUGCGUGGGAGGAAUUCUAUCAGGUCUUCCACUGCUUGAAAAGGCGGGUUUUCAUGAUAUUUGGGAGUCCAGCCAGGAUGGCACCGCAGUCUGGCCGAAGUAUCUCCCGAACUUGAAAAGCCUCUUUAUUGGCUCCAAAUAUAGGGGUGCCAGUUAUAUCCCAUUCCUCAAUUCGAGCGUGAUUCCAGGGCUCUGCUCGGAAACACAACCCACUUAUCCCAACCUGGAGGAACUUCAAAUUGAGUGGGAACCGGUCAGAUCAAACUCGUUUGUUUUUAACACCGUACAAGAUGCGGAAACUCUGCCCCCGCUUCGUGAGCUGGUCCUUCACGGCGCGCGAGUUCGACCCAACUUUUACGCCAAGCUCCCCAAGUCCAUUGAAUCCCUGCGGUACUACGGGGGCUCAGUAGAAAGUGAUCUUCCGAACCGGAAUGAAAUGGAUAUCGCCGACAACGAGCUUCUCAACUUGAAAGACCUCAUUUUCGAGAAUACACCCUGGGUCACCGUGAGAAAUCUAAGACUUUUCACGUGGGCCUCCAACGCUCCCAUUGAAACCCUUCAUGUCAACUACUGCCACAAUAUCAACGCCGAUGAUCUGAUCUCCAAUUUCAUCGACGACCAUUCGGAUAACAACCCGCGGUUGCGCAAAAUGACCAAUCUGGGCGUCGCCGGCAUAUCGGGUAUCGAUGAUACGAGUGUCCGACAGAUCUGCACUGCACUUCCAGAUCUGAAAAUCCUCGAAUUAUCAGAGACCAGUAUCACUGGCUGUACUAUUCGCAUGUUGGCAGAUGCCAAGAAUGACGAUUCUGCUAUGGCGAAUCUCACUGGGUUGAUUAUCAAACGCUGUGACGACGUUACUAAUGAUGCCAUUGACUAUGGACGGGAUAAGGGUCUUGUGAUAAUUAAUUGA